Messenger RNA from Nilaparvata lugens (brown planthopper), 2606 nucleotides. RefSeq names its product muscle M-line assembly protein unc-89-like. Gene Ontology annotation, molecular function: muscle alpha-actinin binding; actin binding. The record is from RefSeq and is a predicted model, not a curated record. Lineage: Eukaryota; Metazoa; Arthropoda; Insecta; Hemiptera; Delphacidae. The transcript is spliced from 14 exons. The coding region runs from base 155 to 2578 and encodes 807 amino acids. Gene Ontology annotation, cellular component: filamentous actin; adherens junction; stress fiber. Gene Ontology annotation, biological process: actin cytoskeleton organization; muscle structure development.
UAGCUGUGUCAUUGGGUUGCAAAUACUACUCACACUGUGACACUGGCCUACAACUCAAAUGCAUUCCAUUAAAGAAAACUGAUCCAAAGUAAGUUUUGCAUUUGUCCUAGUGCGGUGUGAUUUUAUGUCCCUAUUGUGAUAUUUGCUUGAAAAGAUGUGUGACGAAAUCCGUCUGGUUCGCCAUGAUGGUGACACGCCGUGGGGUUUCCGACUGACUGGCGGUCGCGACUUCGGCACUCCGCUCCUUGUUGUCAAGGUGAUUGGUGGUAGUAUUGCGGCUUUGGCUGGAGUCCACGUGGGAGACAUUGUGAGAGGAAUCAACUACGUGCCGACCAAUGAGUUCACGCAUCUCGACGCGCAACGAGCCAUCCUCGAAUCCAAUGAUACGCUAGUCUUGAAUCUCAUCAGAGGCGAUGAGGAGCCAGAAGAGAUAGAGAAGAAAGUGGAGAACCUUGAGCUGUCGUUCGUGGUGAAGCUGAACCGGUCAGGUCGCAUCUCGGCGGUGGAGGAGAUCUCGACCCCUUGCACGACGCCGCUGCCACCGACGUCACCCGCACCACAGCGAGGCAGCAAGUCACGGUCUGGUUCGGGAGACCGCAAUGCAGCCUGGAGCAUGUCGUCCAACGUGACUCAGCAGGUGACACAGCAGCCUGAGGCCGAGCCUGCCAAGAAGGGCAAGAUCACGCUCACUGUCAUGGAUGAUGGGCCAAUCAUCAUGAAGCCGCUCUCCUCUCAGCAGCAAGUGGAAACAAAGUCGAGCCAGAAUAUGACGCGAGAGAACAUGAGCUGCAACAAGGAGAUGACCGACGAGGUGACAUUGCAUGAGGAGAUGAUGCUGGAGACAUCGCUGAAGAAGACCACGACGACGAUCACCGAACGCAGCGAGGAGGAAUUCGUGAACGAGGUGCGAGGGGGCAUCGUGCAACGCGCCAGGAAAGAGAACCGCGAAUUGACCGAGGAUGAGAUCUUGGAGAUGAUGGCCGGAGAGGCCGAGGUGCUUGAUGAAGAUAAAGGAACCAUAGGUGUCAACUUCCAGAAAUUCAUCCCAAAGUGUGAGUUUAUCAAGGAUUCCGAAGUUUUCAAGGCAUUGCAAGAGGAACAAACAAAAAAAGAGAAAACCGAAGUGCAACAACUCAUGAAAGACCCGACGAAACGUUUUUCGAAAUUUCUCAUCAAACCCAACACUCCGAAGCCGCUGCCAAAACCCAAACCAGAGGUGGCCGAACCAAUGGCCUGGCAGAAGAAAAUGGAGAAUGGAAAAGUCGAGAAGAAAGAAGCGUCUGAAAAGCAGACAGCUGUUGCCGAAGUGAGAAGUCCCGAAGGUGAGAAGACUUUCGUUCACGAAAAUGAAAAGUCGGCUUUCCAAAGCACAGCACUCGAGAAAGCUGAAGAGCGUCAUACUGUCGAGAGAAGAGAAGAAUGCUUUAUUAAAAAGUACGAACAACACGAAGAAAGCUUUGAGAUGGAGGAGAGCAUCAAUGGAUCUACGUCCAGCUUUUCAUCUAACAGAGCCUGUGCAAAGAGCUCCAAGGCUUUUUCAGUAUCGACCAACAAUCAAGACUUCGACGAUGAAACUGAACAAUCUUCAUCGAACAACAGGAAGGAUUCGGAAGACUCGACGGCGACAUCCAACAACAAUUGCAAGAAGAGAAGCAGCCUGAGCUCGCAGUCGGAAGGGCGCAGGUCCAAGACGAAGAAGGUUGGAUUCAUGGGCGUCGAAGAGAGAGCCAACAUCGAGAAGCAGCUGGAGGACAUCCAGAAGCAGCUGCUCAACCUGCAGCGGCUGCCGCUCGAGAUACAGAAUCACCUUCUAGCUGUGCAGCAGUCGCUGCAGGACAUUGUGGCCCAGCGUCAGUCGUCACCUGUCUCUGGUAUAGACAGAGAUGAAGAGGAUGACGACGUGGACAAUGAAGAUGUUGACAAAUUCCUGAAGGAAACCGACGAUGAAUUCGAGACCAUGUACAAAGAGCAAGAGGGAGAAGAAGAGGAGAACGAAGUAACUAUCAAGGAGGAAGAGGCGUAUGAAGAGGACUACACCGAAAGUCGAGGGAAAACCAUGGAGGAAGAUGAAUACACGGAGAAUGCAGGUGCAGAGAAAGAGUCGUUGAUUGAGGAUCAGGAGGAUCGGCCACAAGUCGAACAAUCAGCCAGAGAGCAGCCAAAACCACUCCCUCAUGGACAAGAGGAUGUGGAGAUUUGUCGAGCAGAAGGAAAACGAAGCUUCCCUCUGACCCCUCAACUUCGUCCAAUGGUUUUGCCCGGUGGCAGAAAAUGGUAUCAACCCAAAGACGCUUUCAACGAAGAGUUCAUCGCUGAAACCAUUGUGUCACAAUCUGAGGUUCUUGUGGGAACUACUAUUGGUGUGAACUUUCGCAAGUACAUACCUCCAAAGUUCGAUGCGACCAACUCAGCUGUGUACAGGUUGAUACAUGAGCUGGAGGAGAAAUCGAAGAAGGGAGUUGCUGAGAGACCCGAAAAAGUGCAUGACCUUGAUAAAUAUUACAAUGCACCAAUUUCUAAGAGGCAUUUCUUCGCGGCUACUCUAUCUGAAAACCAAGUAAGUCAAUUUCUUUUGUAAAAUUAAAUUAUUUGAUUAAAUAAACUUC